Molecule: messenger RNA, 1550 nt
Organism: Onychostoma macrolepis
Lineage: Eukaryota; Metazoa; Chordata; Actinopteri; Cypriniformes; Cyprinidae
Exons: 6
Coding region: 71-826 (251 amino acids)
Source: RefSeq, a predicted model, not a curated record
UUUGCUUGUGCUAAACUUGCAGCAGUUUACUAAGUUUUGCUGCUUGAAAGACUCAUACCGAACUUUUACAAUGUUGAGCAUUCUGCUGCUUUUUUGCUUUGUCAAAUAUAGUGGAACCCCUCCUGUAGGAGCCAGCACUAUAUCUGUGACAGGAGAAAAGGGAGGAAACACCACACUGAAAUGCCAAUUUGAGGCCAAAAAGAUUUCUUACAUUAGUUUAAAUAGUCUGUCAGAAAACAUUGAUGUUUGUCAGACUGAAGAAUGUAGUGGACAAAUAUUUAAACAAGGAAACUGUGACGUCGUCUUCAAGAAUCUGUGCUUCAGUGAUGCUGGGACAUAUAUGUUGAAUAUCUAUUACCACAAUGAUCAGGCAGAGCUGGAGCGACAAAUCAGGACGUACCAACUUCAUAUUCAGGAUGUGGUUUCUGUGAAAAAAGGUGAGGAGCUGAAGUUGGAUGUUCUGUCAAACGCUGAUAAAGUGCAGCAUCAGAGCAGAAGAAGCACCGGGUGGAUGAAGGUCUGGAGCAGAACUGAUGGAGGUCAGAGUGAACGAACCACCAUCAGUGAUGUAAACCUGAUCAUUAGUUAUUUUACAGCUAGAGACGCAGGAACAUACAGAGUUCUGGACCCUGAUGGAGAAAUCAUGAUCACAGUGACAGUCACAGAAUCAGGUACAGAAUCAAAGGAAAAAAUGCACAACACAGAUGAUGUUAAAUCUAAUGAUGCAAUAUAUAUUGUAAUAUUUUGGAUUGUGAUUGUUGGACUGCAUGUCAUGGCUCUGGUGAUUUAUAUUGUGCCUUGUCUCAAGAAACACCACUGGCUGUGAAAGUGGAAAAAUAUCCUUAUGGGCCCCAAUGCAAGGAAAUGUAAAGGGAGCCUAGAACAUCUAGUGAUAAUGCUGCUUAUUUGUAAUUUAUUUUAUAUUUAACAGAUUUACAGAGGAUUCUGUCAAUAUAUUUCUGUAAAUAUAUGUAAUUUACAGUACAAUAAUUGCAUUAUUUCAGUUUCAUGUGUGUUACCAUGAUGGUGUUUAGUGUUUGUGUGAAUGACACUGUGCACCUUCUAUGUAUGUUAAAUAACUCCACAAGCAGCAUUAUCAGCUCCACUUAUUACUAGCCAGGGCUGUGUUUCCCAGAAGCAUUGUAAACUUAGGUUGAUUGAAGCUCCAUUGGUUUCAAUGGAUCUACGGUGUAUUUAAGCUUAUGAUGCUUUUGGGAAAUACAGCGUAGUUUGACUUAAUUUCUAUCAUAUAUCUACGAGUGCUUAUAUUUUCCUUCAAAUGUUUAGUUUGAUCUCACCAUUUUGGUGAUCAGUGUUUGCUUUAGUUAUUCUCUUGACCAUUGACUCUUUAAUGUUAGUUUUUCUUUGGAUGUUGUAACUGUGUUUGUGACACACAUUUGUUAUGACAAGAAAAAUUGUAAUUAAGUAGUUUUGGUUAACUGUUGAUGGCGAUAUCAUCAUCUAAUGACCUGAUUCACUGAUCUCAAUUAGUGUCAUUGGGUGAUUUGUAAUUAAUUUCACAUUGUUUGUGGUAGUGAUGUUACGUUCUU